Messenger RNA from Esox lucius (northern pike), 1032 nucleotides. RefSeq names its product signal peptidase complex subunit 3 (gene spcs3). Gene Ontology annotation, biological process: protein targeting to ER. Gene Ontology annotation, cellular component: signal peptidase complex; membrane. The record is from RefSeq and is marked provisional. NCBI's taxonomy places the organism in Eukaryota, Metazoa, Chordata, Actinopteri, Esociformes, Esocidae.
AUCCCCUUCCGUGUUUUUUCGUUUUAAUAACACUUCCUGCUUUCGCAGCUUGAAGUGUAGCAUUUACCGUUAGUCUACUUCUUAUUUAUAAACGCGAAAUAUAUUUCCAUUUAAAAAUGAACACAGUAUUAUCGAGAGCGAAUUCUCUCUUCGCGUUUUCGCUAAGCGUAAUGGCAGCUUUGACGUUCGGCUGUUUUAUCACGACUGCCUUCAAAGACCGUAGCGUGCCGGUGGAUAUCCAUGUCUCCAGAGUAAUGCUGAAAAACGUGGAUGACUUCACAGGACCCAGGGAAAGAAGCGAUCUGGGGUUCAUAACGUUUGACCUCUCAGCUGAUCUGAAGCCCAUAUUCGACUGGAAUGUCAAGCAGCUCUUCCUCUAUCUGUCUGCUGAGUAUGCCACCAAGAGCAAUGCUCUGAAUCAGGUGGUUCUCUGGGACAAGAUUGUGCUGAGGGGAGAGAGCACCAAGCUCAACCUGAGAGACAUGAAGUCCAAGUACUUCUUCUUUGAUGAUGGAAACGGUCUUCGGGCCAACAAGAACAUCACGCUGACGUUGUCCUGGAACGUGGUGCCCAACGCCGGCAUCCUGCCUCUGGUCAUGGGAGCCGGGCGCAUGUCCGUCCCAUUCCCCGAAUCCUAUGAGACCACCAAGAGCUACUGAGUGCCGCUGUCGUUUGACUUUUUAAUAAAAGCGUACAUUUGUAAAUGGUCUGAUUGUCUGCGGUUUGAGUGCUGCCGCAGUCUAAACACGGAGUGAUUUGGACUGGCCUAUUAAACAACCCUGCUAGCAUGCUACCUAGUAGGUAGGAAUACACUGGGCACACAUUGUAAGUUGUAUGUUAGUGUGGAUAUUGGGACAUUGUGGAGCAGAUUGACUUGGUAACCACAAUGUCAGACUGUUCCUGCGUGUAGCUUUACGGCUGUACUUGGACCUGGACAGUAAAACAAACAGCAAAUGGGAAAUUGUUAAAUAAUUCCUUCUUUGUUUCUUCCCUGUAUGUGUUGCCUUUGUUAUAAAAAAAAUAUUCUGAAAG